This is a messenger RNA of Cryptococcus deneoformans JEC21, 805 nucleotides long. RefSeq lists its product as hypothetical. Lineage: Eukaryota; Fungi; Basidiomycota; Tremellomycetes; Tremellales; Cryptococcaceae. Gene Ontology annotation, cellular component: EMC complex; Golgi apparatus; early endosome. Bases 68 to 388 code for a protein of 106 amino acids. The record is from RefSeq and is a predicted model, not a curated record. The transcript is spliced from 5 exons.
CAUUUCCAGCCCAGCGCAUCCACGCACUCUCCUUCCCGAGCCCACACAGUACGGCAGACUCACCCCAAUGUCCAAGCUCAUAGGAAGGCUUCUUGUCGGUCUUGCCUGUCUCGCCCUCUUCCACGCCGCCUUCUCUACAUAUGAACAUCUUUCCAUUCUCAAAGCGCUCUCAAGGCCGACGUCAGGCUUGCCUCUCUCUAUUGUCAUUGAAGCAUUCGUUUCUUUGAUAUGUUUCAUAAUAGGAAUCGUCUACGCAACAGGCGAGUUGAAAGACGUUACUUAUCGGGGGGAGCUGGCUCAUCGUACUAUUGAUGAUUCUGAUGCCCGGAUGGGCUUCAUGAAGUUAUCGAAGCGGGGAAAAGCUAUUUUCGGGGACUUGGAUAGAUGAUACCUAGUCGGCGAACCGCGGUUACGGGCCAUGUAAUCUAUUUUUGACGAAAUGUAAAUGCAUAUGCACACCAACAAAACUGGACCCAAAAAAGGACCCUCAUCAUCAACCGGUCCCUCCGCCGAUAUAGAUACACUAACGCUCCCUCAAAGCCCACUUCAGACCACCCCAUCUUCUUCCAUUCCUCUCCACCCCGGUUCUCACGCCCUUCUUUCCACCCAAACGUUCCCUCUCAGAUAUUCCAGUCCAUCUCCCACGUCCGUCUACCCAAUCCUGCACUCGAACAUUCGAUGGUAGUUUUUCUUUUGCUGAAAGAAGCUGAUCUGAUGGAGAAGGGAGCUGACGAAGGGGGUUUACAAGAGGAAUGGCAGGGAGAGUGCGAAUAUGUGGGCGAAGCUGAGCAGGAACGAGGGAAAG